CCAAAAUCUCAUAGAUCGCCGUCGUCAGUCCAAGGGGUUGGUUGACCUUUAUACUAAAUAUUUACGAUGCAGAGGUAUGCAUCAUUAAUAUUUAAAUGUAUGAACAGAGUUGGCCACUACACUAUAAGACUUUUAGUUAAAUAAAUUAGAAAUAGGAAGUCGACAUUUGAUCUAUAUAAUGAAUAAGAAAUGCUUAUGUAUAUGCUUACUAAUUAAUCACAUAGAUAAACUUUUAAUCAGGAGGUAAGCCUUUCAAAAUUCCACGUGAUUUGCACGUGCUUUGCAGCAUUCCACGUGAUUUGCACGUUCCCUCGCUUGCACGUCUAUCAAACUCGUGUAUGUCUAUCCUUGUCUCCCAACAUUUCUCUUAUUUUUUAAUUAGUGCAAUGACGUAGAAAACUUAUUGCAUGUAUAUGUACGUCAACAAGUGAUCAUUCGAACAUACUCCUGAUUGGGGAGAAAAUGCUUAACCCCGUGUCAAUGCAUGUCCACUCGUGACCCACAUACACUUCACCCUAUGGUAUUAAUUUUAAUUUAUAUCCCAUGGAUAUGCUUUUAUAUUUGUACAACAGAUAAUUAUUCCUUCGAUCAAAAACAAUUUUAAAUUUUUUUAAUUUUUGUAUUAGUGUGUAUAUAUAAAUAGAACAAAACUUGAGUGAGACAUAAAUAAACCAACGAAAGUAACUCACUAAGCCUAAUCCCAACCCAUAAUCUGUCUAAAGCCUUUUACCAAAAAAAACUGUAAAGCCAAGAUGUGUGCACUUGUCCCUCCAUUGUUUCCCAAUUUCGGCUGGCCUUGCGGAGACCAAGGCUUCUAUGUAAACGACGACGUAGCCAACACGUUUCUUGAUUUUCCAUUGCCGGACUUGGAGGUGGCUCAUCAGAAUGUGUCGUCGGAGAGACAUAGAACUUCAGGGUUAGAGAAUCCCGUCGUGAUGAAGAAGCUUAAUCACAACGCGAGCGAGCGUGGUCGUCGCAAGAAGAUCAACGCAAUGUUCUCAGCGCUCCGUUCUUGUCUCCCAUCUACCAAUCAAUCGAAGAAGUUAAGUGUUUCAGCAACAGUUUCACAGGCCCUAGAGUACAUACCAGAGCUGCAAGAGCAAUUCAACAUGCUCAUAAAGAAGAAAGACGAGCUCUCGUUUCGAAUCUCGGGUCAAAAAGAUCUCCUUAACACUAACCAAAAUGCUAAGCCAGAGAAAGGGGUCACUGGUUAUGCAUCAACGGUUUCUGCAACUAAUCUAGGUGAGACAGGUUUAAUGGUCCAGAUUUCAUCUUUACAGACUGUAAAGUGUUCGUUCGGGAACGUAUUGAGUGGACUAGAAGAAGAUGGGUUGGUUCUUGUGGAUGCUUCAUCUUCAAGGUCUCAAGGAGAGAGACUCUUUUACACUUUGCAUCUUCAGAUGGAUAAUUGCAAUCUGAAUUUUGAAGAGUUACGUAGUAGGUUGUUGUACUUGUACGAGAAAUGUUGAAACUCAUUUACCUGAUUCAAGAAAAUAUUGUAUGUGAUUUGGUUUUGUUUUCUAUCUCUCUCUUUAAAACUCGAGGUUAGAAAUAGUAUGAACCUUCUGCCUAAUCAAGAAGGCUUUUUA
Molecule: messenger RNA, 1589 nt
Organism: Brassica rapa (field mustard)
Lineage: Eukaryota; Viridiplantae; Streptophyta; Magnoliopsida; Brassicales; Brassicaceae
Product: transcription factor bHLH100
Biological process (GO): regulation of transcription by RNA polymerase II
Cellular component (GO): RNA polymerase II transcription regulator complex
Molecular function (GO): RNA polymerase II transcription regulatory region sequence-specific DNA binding; protein dimerization activity; DNA-binding transcription factor activity, RNA polymerase II-specific
Source: RefSeq, a predicted model, not a curated record